Zootoca vivipara (common lizard) is the source of this 21162-nucleotide messenger RNA. The record is from RefSeq and is a predicted model, not a curated record. NCBI's taxonomy places the organism in Eukaryota, Metazoa, Chordata, Lepidosauria, Squamata, Lacertidae.
UGUCUUUCCUCCUCUCUCUCACAUUGCUGAGCCAACCCAAGCCACCAAGAUGUGUGACUGCUUUCAUCUAGUACUUCCAAACUGGCCGGGAUCGCCAGGCAGUGCUUCGGGGAGACAACUCAGGCCAGAAGACACUGAGGCUGACGGUGAGGCCGAUGCAGAAGAUGACUCUGUCGACGAAGUGACAACUGAAAACAUACGGCCGAGACCACAAGGAUCCUCUCCUGUUUAUGAGUAUUGCAUAGAAGAUGAAUAUUUUAACAAAAAGCUUCAGCAAGAUAUAGAAAACAGACAAAGACGGGAUUCUUCUAUCAAAAUGAGUGAUUCACAGGAAUCUAUGGAGGUUACCUUGCAAACGGAAGUUGAAUCUGGUGCAAGUGGAUUUAGUGUGGCUGGUGGAGGAACCGAAGGGUUAUUUGUGAAGCAAGUGCUCAAAGAGUCCUCAGCAUCAAAGUUAUUCAGUCUGAGAGAAGGUGACCAGCUUCUAAGCGCCACGAUCUUUUUCGAUAAUAUUAAAUAUGAAGAUGCACUCAAGAUUCUGCAGUAUUCCGAGCCGUACAAAGUACAGUUCAACCUCAAAAGAAAGCUCGCCAGGAAGGAAGAUCUUGAAGCAACGCAUUUUGCAACACAAUCCAAAAAAGAAAAAGCGAGUCAGGGGAAGCAAACACUGGAAACAUCCGAAAAGACAUUCACAGAUGAAGAUAAAGCAGACUUAAUUGUAAAACAAAGAGUUGGAAGACCAAAAAGAUCCAAGAAGGACAGACUUUCCUGGCCAAAAUUCCAGUCAAUAAAAGGUAAAAAGAUCUUGGGGCAAAGGAGAUCUCGUAGCACGUCAGAUGCAUAUGAACACGCGAUUCCGGAUAUUUCCCCAACAAGCACAGACACAGAAUCACAAUUUCAGCCGGAGGAAAUUCAUGCAAAAGUUAAAAGAGGAAGUCAAAAGAAACUAAGAUUCCCCAGUAUUGGAUUCAGGAUGCACAGGACUAAAGAAGAACCAGAGGAGAGGACAAAAUACGAAGUCAAACCCCUCACGGAAUAUGAAAAUGAUACUGCCCAGGAUAUCCCAGAAAUAAUCACAGUGCAAUAUUCUACUUCACGGGCUAAAGAGAAAAAGCUGGAGGAAAUACAGGAACCCAGAAAAGAUGUUAAAGAAACAAAAUUUGAACUACCAUAUCACACAGGCAAAUACCCUGAAGUUGAAUUAACAAUUAAAAAAACAAAAGAAAAGAAAUCAAAAUCCAAAGCCAUCACAAAAAAAUCAGAAACGACAGUGAUAACAACACAGAUCACAAAACCUAUAUUGCAAACAGGUGAAAUGCAAGAUAUACAAAUAAAACAGUUAACACCACCAAAAUUACGAAAAAAGAAGCAAAAGGGAUCUACAGAAAAAAUGUACGCGAAAUUACGAAUGGACAAUGAACAAAGAGAAAAAGAUAAAAAAGACAUGGAUGGCAUCCAAGGAGUAAUGAAUAAAAAUGAAGAGGAUUCAAACGUUACGAUACCCACAAGUGAUAUAUGUAUGCCAACAGCCAAAGCAUCUUUGGAACUUAAGAGUCCGCACAUACAACUAGAGACACCAUCAACUGAUAUGUCUCUGGGUGCUGCUGAGAUUAAGAAGGAGGGCAUGAACACUACGUUUAAAAUGCCAAAAUUCCAAAUGCCAACAUUUGGAAUGGAACUGAAGGCUCCAGACCUAAAGGAUGAGGCACCAUCGGCUGAUGUCGCUCUAGGUGGAGUUGAAGCAAAGCUGGACGGCACUGACAGUAUAUUUAAGAUGCCAAAACUCCAAAUGCCCAAGUUUGGAAUGUCACUUCCCAAGGAGAAACUCGCUGCAGAGGGAGAAAUCACUUUACCUUCUGUGGAAGUGGAUAUAUCCAAACCAGAACUGAAAAGGGAAAUGAUCCUGCCCUCUGUUGGCAUCGAGACUGAUGUGAAAUUGACCGGAGCUGAAAUGAAGGCACCUAGUGUGGAGUUGGAGGUCGCUGAGAAGGGCAACAUCAAAAUGCCUGAUGUCAAAAUGCCAAGCGUCAAGGUCCCCAAGCUGAAGACUCCUCAGGUGGGAGUCUCGCUGCCAAAGGUUGAGGCAGACAUCUCUGUUCCCAAAGCAAAAGUGGAGGUUCCGGAGGCAGAGAUGUCCGUUAAGGUGCCUGAUGCAGAAGGCAGCAUCGAGGGUGGCGGGAUGAAAAUACACAUGCCAAAGUUCAAGAUGCCCAGCAUGGGUUUCUCCAAACCAGAGAUCAAAGGUCCCAAAGUUGAUGUGGACGUCAGCGCACCCAAGGUUGACAUUGGUCUUCCGGACGUCAGUGUAACCAAAUCUGAGCUCAAAGCAGGUGACAUUUCAGCAGACAUUAAGAUCUCAGCCCCCGACGUGAAGUUUCCAAAGGGGGAGGCUUCCUUGGAACUGAAGGCUCCAGACCUAAAGGUUGAGGCACCAUCGGAAGAUGUCACUCUAGGUGGCAUUGAAGGAAAGCUGGACGGCACUGACAGUAAAUUUAAGAUGCCAAAAUUCCAAAUGCCCAAGUUUGGAGUGUCACUUCCGAAGGGGAAAGCAGUUGCAGAAGGAGAUAUCACCUUACCUUCAGUGGAAGUCGAUAUUUCCAAACCAGAACUGAAAAGGGAAAUGAUCCUGCCCUCUGUUGGCAUCGAGACUGAUGUGAAAUUGAGCGGAGCUGAAAUGAAGGCACUUAGUGUGGAGUUGGAGGUCGCUGAGGAGGGCAAAAUCAAAAUGCCUGAUGUCAAAAUGCCAAGCGUCAAGGUCCCCAAGCUGAAGACUCCUCAAGUGGGAGUCUCGCUGCCAAAGGUUGAGGCAGACAUCUCUGUUCCCAAAGCAACAGUGGAAGUUCUGGAGGCAGAGAUGUCCGUUAAGGUGCCUGAUGCAGAAGGCAGCAUCGAGGGUGGCGGGAUGAAAAUACACAUGCCAAAGUUCAAGAUGCCCAGCAUGGGUUUCUCCAAACCAGAGAUCAAAGGUCCCAAAGUUGAUGUGGACGUCAGCGCACCCAAGGUUGACAUUGGUCUUCCGGACGUCAGUGUAACCAAAUCUGAGCUCAAAGCAGGUGACAUUUCAGCAGACAUUAAGAUCUCAGCCCCCGACGUGAAGUUUCCAAAGGGGGAGGCUUCCUUGGAACUGAAGGCUCCAGACCUAAAGGUUGAGGCACCAUCGGAAGAUGUCACUCUAGGUGGCAUUGAAGGAAAGCUGGACGGCACUGACAGUAAAUUUAAGAUGCCAAAAUUCCAAAUGCCCAAGUUUGGAGUGUCACUUCCGAAGGGGAAAGCAGUUGCAGAAGGAGAUAUCACCUUACCUUCAGUGGAAGUCGAUAUUUCCAAACCUGAACUGAAAGGGGAAGUGAUUCUGCCCUCUGUUGGCAUCGAGACUGAUGUGAAAUUGAGCGGAGCUGAAAUUAAGACACCUAGUAUGGAGUUGGAGGUCACUGAGAAGGGCAAAAUCAAAAUGCCUGAUGUCAAAAUGCCAAGCUUCAAGGUCCCCAAGCUGAAAACUCCUCAGGUGGGAGUCUCGCUGCCAAAGGUUGAGGCAGACAUCUCUGUUCCCAAAGCAAAAGUGGAGGUUCCGGAGGCAGAGAUCUCUGUUAAGGUGCCUGAUGCAGAAGGCAGCAUCGAGGGUGGCGGGAUGAAAAUACACAUGCCAAAGUUCAAGAUGCCCAGCAUGGGUUUCUCCAAACCAGAGAUCAAAGGACCCAAAGUCGAUGUGGAUGUCAGUGCACCCAAAGUUGACAUUGGUCUUCCGGACGUCAGUGUAACCAAGCCUGAGCUCAAAGCAGGUGACAUUUCAGCAGACAAUAAGAUCUCAGCCCCCGACGUGAAGUUUCCAAAGGGGGAGGCUUUCUUGGAACUGAAGGCUCCAGACCUAAAGCUUGAAGCACCAUCGGCAGAUGAUGCUCUAGGUGGCAUUGAAGCAAAACUGGACGGCACUGACAGUAAAUUUAAGAUGCCAAAACUCCAAAUGCCCAAGUUUGGAGUGUCACUUCCCAAAGGGAAAGCAGUUGCAGAAGGAGAAAUCACCUUACCUUCUUUGGAAGUGGAUAUCUCCGAACCAGAACUGAAAGGGGAAAUGAUCCUACCCUCUGUGGACAUCGAGACAGAUGUGAAAUUAACCGGAGCUGAAAUGAAGGCACCUAGUGUGGAGUUGGAGGUCGCUGAGAAGGGCAACAUCAAAAUGCCUGAUGUCAAAAUGCCAAGCGUCAAGGUCCCCAAGCUGAAGACUCCUCAGGUGGGAGUCUCGCUGCCAAAGGUUGAGGCAGACAUCUCUGUUCCCAAAGCAAAAGUGGAAGUUCCGGAGGCAGAGGUCUCCGUUAAGGUGCCUGAUGCAGAAGGAAGCAUCGAGGGUGGCGGGAUGAAAAUACACAUGCCAAAGUUCAAGAUGCCCAGCAUGGGUUUCUCCAAACCAGAGAUCAAAGGUCCCAAAGUUGAUGCGGACAUCAGCGCACCCCAAGUUGACAUUGCUCUUCCUGAUGUCAGUGUAACCAAACCUGAGAUCAAAGCAGGUGACAUUUCAGCAGACAUUAAGAUCUCAGCCCCCGACGUGAAGUUUCCAAAGGGGGAGGCUUCCUUGGAACUGAAGGCUCCAGACCUGAAGGUUGAGGCACCAUCAGCAGAUGUCGCUCUAGGUGAAGUUGAAGCUAAGCUGCACGGCACUGACAGUAAAUUUAAGAUGCCACAAUUCCAAAUGCCCAAAUUUGGAGUGUCACUUCCUAAGGAGAAACUCGCUGCAGAGGGAGAAAUCACCUUACCUUCUGUGGAAGUGGAUAUUUCCAAACCAGAACUGAAAGGGGAAGUGAUCCUGCCCUCUGUGGACAUCGAGACUGACGUGAAAUUGCCCAGAGCUGAAAUGAAGGCACCUAGUGUGGAGUUGGAGGUCGCUGAGAAGGGCAAAAUCAAAAUGCCUGAUGUCAAAAUGCCAAGCGUCAAGGUCCCCAAGCUGAAGACUCCUCAGGUGGGAGUCUCGCUGCCAAAGGUUGAGGCAGACAUCUCUGUUCCCAAAGCAAAAGUGGAAGUUCCGGAGGCAGAGGUCUCCGUUAAGGUGCCUGAUGCAGAAGGCAGCAUCGAGGGUGGCGGGAUGAAAAUACACAUGCCAAAGUUCAAAAUGCCCAGCAUGGGUUUCUCUAAACCAGAGAUCAAAGGUCCCAAAGUUGAUGUGGACGUCAGCGCACCCAAGGUUGACAUUGCUCUUCCUGAUGUCAGUGUAACCAAGCCUGAGCUCAAAGCAGGUGACAUUUCAGCAGACAUUAAGAUCUCAGCCCCCGACGUGAAGUUUCCAAAGGGGGAGGCUUCCUUGGAACUGAAGGCUCCAGACCUGAAGGUUGAGGCACCAUCAGCAGAUGUCGCUCUAGGUGAAGUUGAAGCUAAGCUGCACGGCACUGACAGUAAAUUUAAGAUGCCACAAUUCCAAAUGCCCAAAUUUGGAGUGUCACUUCCUAAGGAGAAACUCGCUGCAGAGGGAGAAAUCACCUUACCUUCUGUGGAAGUGGAUAUUUCCAAACCAGAACUGAAAGGGGAAGUGAUCCUGCCCUCUGUGGACAUCGAGACUGACGUGAAAUUGCCCAGAGCUGAAAUGAAGGCACCUAGUGUGGAGUUGGAGGUCGCUGAGAAGGGCAAAAUCAAAAUGCCUGAUGUCAAAAUGCCAAGCGUCAAGGUCCCCAAGCUGAAGACUCCUCAGGUGGGAGUCUCGCUGCCAAAGGUUGAGGCAGACAUCUCUGUUCCCAAAGCAAAAGUGGAAGUUCCGGAGGCAGAGGUCUCCGUUAAGGUGCCUGAUGCAGAAGGCAGCAUCGAGGGUGGCGGGAUGAAAAUACACAUGCCAAAGUUCAAAAUGCCCAGCAUGGGUUUCUCUAAACCAGAGAUCAAAGGUCCCAAAGUUGAUGUGGACGUCAGCGCACCCAAGGUUGACAUUGCUCUUCCUGAUGUCAGUGUAACCAAGCCUGAGCUCAAAGCAGGUGACAUUUCAGCAGACAUUAAGAUCUCAGCCCCCGACAUGAAGUCUCCAAAGGGGGAGGCUUCCUUGGAACUGAAGGCUCCAGACCUAAAGCUUGAGGCACCAUCGGCAGAUGUCAAUCUAGGUGGCGUUGAAGCGAAGCUGGACGGCACUGACAGUAAAUUUAAGAUGCCAAAAUUCCAAAUGCCCAAGUUUGGAGUGUCACUUCCGAAGGAGAAAGCAGUUGCAGAAGGAGAAAUGACCUUACCUUCUGUGGAAGUAGAUCUUUCCAAACCUGAACUGAAAGGGGAAGUGAUCCUGCCCUCUGUUGGGAUCGAGACUGAUGUGAAAUUGAGCGGAGCUGAAAUGAAGGCACCUAGUAUGGAGUUGGAGGUCACUGAGAAGGGCAAAAUCAAAAUGCCUGAUGUCAAAAUGCCAAGUGUCAAGGUUCCCAAAAUGAAGACUCCUCAAGUGGGAGUCUCGCUGCCAAAGGUUGAGGCAGACAUCUCUGUUCCCAAAGCAACAGUGGAAAUUCCAGAGGCAGAGGUCUCCGUUAAGGUGCCUGAUGCAGAAGGCAGCAUCGAGGGUGGCGGGAUGAAAAUACACAUGCCAAAGUUCAAGAUGCCCAGCAUGGGUUUCUCCAAACCAGAGAUCAAAGGUCCCAAAGUUGAUGUGGACGUCAGCGCACCCAAGGUUGACAUUGGUCUUCCGGACGUCAGUGUAACCAAGCCUGAGCUCAAAGCAGGUGACAUUUCAGCAGACAUUAAGAUCUCAGCCCCCGACGUGAAGCUUCCAAAGGGGGAGGCUUCCUUGGAACUGAGGGCUCCAGACCUAAAGCUUGAGGCACCAUCGGCAGAUGUCACUCUAGGUGGCAUUGAAGCAAAGCUGGACGGCACUGACAGUAAAUUUAAGAUGCCAAAACUCCAAAUGCCCAAGUUUGGAGUGUCACUACCCAAAGGGAAAGCAGUUGCAGAAGGAGAAAUGACCUUACCUUCUGUGGAAGUGGAUAUCUCCAAACCAGAACUGAAAGGGGAAGUGAUCCUGCCCUCUGUGGACAUGGAGACUGACGUGAAAUUGCCCAGAGCUGAAAUGAAGGCACCUAGUGUGGAGUUGGAGGUCACUGAGAAGGGCAAAAUCAAAAUGUCUGAUGUGAAAAUGCCAAGCGUCAAGGUUCCCAAAAUGAAGACUCCUCAAGUGGGAGUCUCGCUGCCAAAGGUUGAGGCAGACAUCUCUGUUCCCAAAGCAAAAGUGGAAGUUCCGGAGGCAGAGGUCUCCGUUAAGGUGCCUGAUGCAGAAGGAAGCAUCGAGGGUGGCGGGAUGAAAAUACACAUGCCAAAGUUCAAGAUGCCCAGCAUGGGUUUCUCCAAACCAGAGAUCAAAGGUCCCAAAGUCGAUGUGGACGUCAGCGCACCCAAGGUUGACAUUGGUCUUCCGGACGUCAGUGUAACCAAGCCUGAGCUCAAAGCAGGUGACAUAUCAGCAGACAUCAAGUUCACAGCUCCCGACAUGAAGUUUCCAAAGGGGGAGGCUUCCUUGGAACUGAAGGCUCCAGACCUAAAGGUUGAGGCACCAUCAGCAGAUGUCGCUCUAUGUGAAGUUGAAGCUAAGCUGGACGUCACAGACAGUAAAUUUAAGAUGCCCAAAUUUCAUAUGCCCAAGAUUGGAAUGUCAGUUCCUAAAGGGAAAGCAGUUGCAGAAGGAGAAAUCACCUUACCUUCUGUGAAAGUGGAUAUCUCCAAACCUGAACUAAAAGGGGAAGUGACCUUGCCCUCUGUGGGGUUUGAGACUGACGUGAAAUUGCCCAGAGCUGAAAUGGAGGCACCUAGUGUGGAGUUACACAUGCCAAAGUUCAAGAUGCCUAGCAUGGGUUUCUCCAAACCAGAAAUCAAAGGUCCCAAAGUUGAUGUGGACGUCAGCGCACCCAAGGUUGACAUUGGUCUUCCGGACGUCAGUGUAACCAAGCCUGAGCUCAAAGCAGGUGACAUUUCAGCAGACAUUAAGAUCUCAGCCCCCGACGUGAAGUUUCCAAAGGGGGAGGCUUCCUUGGAAUUGAAGGCUCCAGACCUAAAAGUUGAGGCACCAUCGACUGAUAUUGCUGUAGGUGGAGUUCAAGCUAAGCUGGAACGCACCGACAGUAAAUUUAAGAUGCCCAAAUUCCAUAUGCCCAAGUUUGGAAUGUCACAUCCCAAGGGAAAAGCUACUGCAGGGGGAGAAAUCACCUUACCUUCUGUGGAAGUGGAUAUUUCCAAACCAGAAGUGAAAGGGGAAGUGAUCCUGCCCCCUGUGGACAGCGAGACUGAUGUGAAAUUGCCCGGAGUUGAAAUCAAGGCACCUAGUGUGGAGUUGGAGGUCGCUGAGGAGGGCAAAAUCAAAAUGCCUGAUGUCAAAAUGCCAAGUGUCAAGGUCCCAAAGCUGAAAACUCCUCAGGUGGGAGUCUCAAUGCCAAAGGUUGAGGCAGACAUCUCUGUUCCCAAAGCAACAGUGGAAAUUCCAGAGGCAGAGGUCUCCGUUAAGGUGCCUGAUGCAGAAGGCAGCAUAGAGGGUGGCAGGAUGAAAAUACACAUGCCAAAGUUCAAGAUGCCCAGCAUGGGUUUCUCCAAACCAGAAAUCAAAGGUCCCAAAGUUGAUGUGGACGUCAGCGCACCCAAGGUUGACAUUGGUCUUCCGGACGUCAGUGUAACCAAGCCUGAGCUCAAAGCAGGUGACAUUUCAGCAGACAUUAAGAUCUCAGCCCCUGACGUGAAGUUUCCAAAGGGGGAGGCUUCCUUGGAACUGAAGGCUCCAGACCUAAAGGUUGAGGCACCAUCGGCGGAUGUCACUCUAGGUGGAGUUGAAGUGAAGCUGGAUGGCACUGACAGUAAAUUUAAGAUGCCAAAACUCCAAAUGCCCAAGUUUGGAAUAUCACUUCCCAAGGAGAAACUCGAUGCAGGGGGAGAAAUCACCUUACCUUCUGUGGAAGUGGAUAUCUCCAAACCUGAACUGAAAGGGGAAGUGAUGCUACCCUCUGUUGGCAUCGAGACUCAUGUGAAAUUGAGCGGAGCUGAAAUGAAGGCACCUGGUGUAGAGUUGGAGGUCGCUGAGAAGGGCAAAAUCAAAAUGCCUGAUGUGAAAAUGCCAAGCGUCAAGGUCCCCAAGUUGAAGACUCCUCAGAUGGGAGUCUCGCUGCCAAAGGUUGAGGCAGACAUCUCUGUUCCCAAAGCAAAAGUGGAAGUUCCGGAGGCAGAGAUCUCCGUUAAGGUGCCUGAUGCAGAAGGCAGCAUCGAGGGUGGCGGGAUGAAAAUACGCAUGCCAAAGUUCAAAAUGCCCAGCAUGGGUUUCUCUAAACCAGAGAUCAAAGGUCCCAAAGUUGAUGUGGACGUCAGCGCACCCAAGGUUGACAUUGGUCUUCCGGACGUCAGUGUAACCAAGCCUGAGCUCAAAGCAGGUGACAUUUCAGCAGACAUUAAGAUCUCAGCCCCUGACGUGAAGUUUCCAAAGGGGGAGGCUUCCUUGGAACUGAAGGCUCCAGACCUAAAGGUUGAGGCACUAUCAGCAGAUGUCGCUCUAGGUGAAGUUGAAGCAAAGCUGGAGGGCACAGACAGUAAAUUUAAGAUGCCAAAAUUCCAAAUGCCCAAGUUUGGAAUGUCAGUUCCCAAAGGGAAAGCAGUUGCAGAAGGAGAAAUCACCUUACCUUCUGUGGAAGUGGAUAUUUCCAAACCAGAACUGAAAGGGGAAGUGAUCCUGCCCUCUGUUGGCAUCGAGACUGAUGUGAAAAUGACCGGAGCUGAAAUGAAGGCACCUAGUGUGGAGUUGGAGGUCGCUGAGAAGGGCAAAAUCAAAAUGCCUGAUGUCAAAAUGCCAAGUGUCAAGGUCCCAAAGCUGAAAACUCCUCAAGUGGGAGUCUCGCUGCCAAAGGUUGAAGCAGACAUCUCUGUUCCCAAAGCAACAGUGGAAAUUCCAGAGGCAGAGGUCUCCGUUAAGGUGCCUGAUGCAGAAGGCAGCAUCGAGGGUGGCGGGAUGAAAAUACACAUGCCAAAGUUCAAGAUGCCCAGCAUGGGUUUCUCCAAACCAGAGAUCAAAGGUCCCAAAGUCGAUGUGGAUGUCAGUGCACCCAAGGUUGACAUUGCUCUUCCAGAUGUCAGUGUAACCAAGCCUGAGCUCAAAGCAGGUGACAUGUCAGCAGACAUAAAGUUCGCAGGUCCCGAUGUGAAGUUUCCAAAGGGGGAGGCUUCCUUGGAACUGAAGGCUCCAGACCUAAAAGUUGAGGCACCAUCGACUGAUAUUGCUGUAGGUGGAGUUCAAGCUAAACUGGAACGCACCGACAGUAAAUUUAAGAUGCCCAAAUUCCAUAUGCCCAAGUUUGGAAUGUCACAUCCCAAGGGAAAAGCUACUGCAGGGGGAGAAAUCACCUUACCUUCUGUGGAAGUGGAUAUUUCCAAACCAGAAGUGAAAGGGGAAGUGAUCCUGUCCCCUGUGGACAGCGAGACUGAUGUGAAAUUGCCCGGAGUUGAAAUCAAGGCACCUAGUGUGGAGUUGGAGGUCGCUGAGAAUGGCAAAAUCAAAAUGCCUGAUGUCAAAAUGCCAAGUGUCAGGGUCCCUAAGAUGAAGACUCCUCAGGUGGGAGUCUCAAUGCCAAAGGUUGAGGCAGACAUCUCUGUUCCCAAAGCAACAGUGGAAAUUCCAGAGGCAGAGGUCUCCGUUAAGGUGCCUGAUGCAGAAGGCAGCAUCGAGGGUGGCAGGAUGAAAAUACACAUGCCAAAGUUCAAGAUGCCCAGCAUGGGUUUCCCCAAACCAGAAAUCAAAGGUCCCAAAGUCGAUGUGGAUGUCAGCGCACCCAAGGUUGACAUUGGUCUUCCGGAUGUCAGUGUAACCAAGCCUGAGCUCAAAGCAGGUGACAUUUCAGAAGACAUCAGCCUUUCAGCAAUCAAUGUGAAAAUUCCAACCGGAGAGGCUUCCUUGGAACUGAAGGCACCAGAUGUAAAGGUUGAGGCACCACUAGUCGAUGUUGAUUUGGGAGGUGUUGAGACAAAGGUGGAAGGCAUGGACCUUAAAUAUAAAAAGCCUAAAUUCCAAAUGCCCAAGUUUGGAAUUUCAUUUCCCAAAGGUAAAGCCAGUGAAGAUGGAGUGGGCACCCUACCUUCUGUGGGAGUGGAUGUCUCCAAACCAGAACACAAAGCCGAAGUCACUCUGCCCUCUGUGAGCAUCGAGACUGAUAAGAAAUUGCAAGGAGCUGAAAUAUGGGCAUCUAGUGCAGAAUUGGAGGUCUCUGAAAAAGGAAAAAUCAAAGUGCCUGAUGUCAGGAUGCCAAGCGUCAAGGUCUCCAAAAUGAAGACUCCUCAACUGGGAGUCUCACUGCCAAAAGUCGAAGCAGACAUCUCUCUUCCCACAGCAACAAUGGAGAUUCCAGAGGCUUCCGCCUCUUUCAAUGUGCCCCAUGCAGAAAGUAGCAUUAAGGGUGGCGGGAUGAAAAUACACAUGCCAAAGUUCAAGAUGCCCAGCAUGGGUUUCUCCAAACCAGAAAUCAAAGGUCCCAAAGUUGAUGCAGACAUCAGCGCACCCCAAGUUGACAUUGCUCUUCCAGAUGUCAGUGUAACCAAGCCUGAGCUCAAAGCCGGUGACAUUUCAGCAGACAUGAGUAUCUCAUCCCCCGACGUGAAGUUUCCAAAGGGGGAGGCUUCCUUGGAACUGAAGGCUCCAGACCUAAAGGUUGAGGCACCAUCGGCAGAUGUCGCUCUAGGUGAAGUUGAAGCUAAGCUGGAGGGCAUGGACAGUAAAUUUAAGAUGCCAAAAUUCCAAAUGCCCAAGUUUGGAAUGUCACUUCCCAAAGGGAAAGCAGUUGCAGAGGGAGAAAUCACCUUACCUUCUGUGGAAGUGGAUAUUUCCAAACCAGAACUGAAAGGGGGAGUGACCUUGCGCUCUGUUCGCAUCGAGACUGAUGUGAAAAUGACCGGAGCUGAAAUGAAGGCACCUAGUGUGGAGUUCGAGGUCGCUGAGCAGGGCAAAAUCCAAAUGCCUGAUGUCAAAAUGCCAAGUGUCAAGGUACCCAAGCUGGAGACUCCUCAAGCGGGAGUCUCGAUGCCAAAGGUUGAGGCAGACAUCUCCCUUCCCAAAGCAAAAGUGGAAAUUCCAGAGGCAGAUAUCUCCGUUAAGGUGCCUGAUGCAGAAGGCAGCAUCGAGGGUGGCGGGAUGAAAAUACACAUGCCAAAGUUCAAGAUGCCCAGCAUGGGUUUCUCCAAACCAGAUAUCAAAGGUCCCAAAGUUGAUGUGGACGUCAGCGCACCCAAGGUUGACAUUGGUCUUCCGGACGUCAGUGUAACCAAGCCUGAGCUCAAAGCAGGUGACAUUUCAGCAGACAUCAAGUUCACAGCUCCCGACAUGAAGUCUCCAAAGGGGGAGGCUUCCUUGGAACUGAAGGCUCCAGACCUAAAGGUUGAGGCACCAUCGGCGGAUAUCACUCUAGGUGGAGUGGAAGCGAAGCUGGAGGGCACGGACAGAAAAUUUAAGAUGCCCAAAUUCCAUAUGCCCAAGUUUGGAAUGUCACAUCCCAAAGGGAAAGCAGUUGCAGAAGGAGAAAUGACCUUACCUUCUGUGGAAGUGGAUAUCUCCAAUCCGGAACUGAAAGGGGAAGUGAUCCUGCCCUCUGUGGACAUUGAGACUGAUGUGAAAUUGCCCGGAGCUGAAAUGAAGGCACCUAGUGUAGAGCUGGAGGUCGCUGAGAAGGGCAAAAUCAAAAUGCCUGAUGUCAAAAUGCCAAGCGUCAAGGUUCCCAAAAUGAAGACUCCUCAAGUGGGAGUCUCGAUGCCAAAGGUUGAAGCAGACAUCUCUGUUCCCAAAGCAAAAGUGGAAGUUCCGGAGGCACAGAUCUCCGUUAAGGUGCCUGAAGCAGAAGGAAGCAUCGAGAGUGGCGGCAUGAAAAUACACAUGCCAAAGUUCAAGAUGCCCAGCAUGGGUUUCUCCAAACCAGAGAUCAAAGGUCCCAAAGUUGAUGUGGACGUCAGCGCACCCAAGGUUGACAUUGGUCUUCCGGACGUCAGUGUAACCAAGCCUGAGCUCAAAGCAGGUGACAUUUCAGCAGACAUGAAGUUCUCAGCCCCCGACGUGAAGUUUCCAAAGGGGGAGGCUUCCUUGGAAUUGAAGGCUCCAGACCUAAAGGUUGAGGCACCAUCGGCAGAUGUCACUCUAGGUGAAGUUGAAGCAAAGCUGGAGGGCACUGACACUAAAUUUAAAAUGCCGAAAUUCCAUAUGCCCAAGUUUGGAAUGUCACAUCCCAAAGGGAAAGCAGUUGCAGAGGGAGAAAUCACCUUACCUUCUGUGGAAGUGGAUAUUUCCAAACCAGAACUGAAAGGGGGAGUGACCUUGCCCUCUGUGGGGUUUGAGACUGACGUGAAAUUGCCCAGAGCUGAAAUGGAGGCACCUAGUGUGGAGUUACACAUGCCAAAGUUCAAGAUGCCUAGCAUGGGUUUCUCCAAACCAGAAAUCAAAGGUCCCAAAGUCGAUGUGGAUGUCAGCGCACCCAAGGUUGACACUGCUCUUCCAGAUGUCAGUGUAAACAAGCCAGAGCUCAAAGCAGGUGACAUUUCAGAAGACAUCAGCCUUUUGGCCCCCGACGUGAAGAUUCCAAAGGGGGAGCCUUCCUUGGAACUGAGAUCUGCAGACCUACAAAUAGAGGUACCUUCUGCUAAGGUUACUCUGGAUGGUGCUGAGGCAAGGAUGGGGGGCCUGGAAAGUGAAUUUAAGAUGCCCAAACUCCAAGCUCCCAAAUUUGGAAUUUCGCUUCCCAAAGUGAAAGCUGCGGACGAGGAUAUCAGCUGUCCAUCUGUGGAUAUUUCUCUUCUGAAAUCAGAUGCUGACCCCCAAGGACCAGAUUCAGAAAGCAAAAAUAUUAAACGUGAAACCUAUGAAAAAGAAAUUGUAGAAAAAGAAAGCAAAUUCAAAAUGCCAAAAUUCAAGCUUCCAUCUUUUAGCUGGUCUCCAAAGAAAGAAGCAAGUGUUUCUACUGACAUUCAUGCAAAUUUAGAAGAUCCCUCAGUUACAGUUCCAGGAAGUGAAAUUGAAUCUGAAUUAACACUCACUAUAGAGGAAGGUGAAAUCCCCAUUGAAGAACUAGAGGGACAUAUGUCUUUUGAUAAAGACAGUGAGAAAAUCAAAAUCAGAAGGCAUCAUUUUAGCAUGCCAAAGAUAUCCCUUCCAAAAAUGAAAAGUCAUAAAGCAGAAAUAUCUGUACCACAGCUGAAUACUGAUAUGACAGUAUCUACUAUAGAGGAUGGCGGAGAGAUGUCACUACAAAUGCCAGAUACAGAUAUCAGUGCUGGUGAUCCCAGAAAAGGCAUUAAAAUGCCCAAAGUUAAACUUCCAAGCCUAGAACUUUCCAAACCAGAACUUAAAGGUCCAAGAAUGGACAUGGAUAUCAGCUUACCUGAAAGUGAUGUCAAACUUCCUAUACCUGAUGCCAGUCUUUCAGAACCAGAAUUAAAAUCACUUGAUGUUGGUGAUAUUAGUAAAACAAUGGCAGAGAUUAAAGUCCCUGUGGUGAAAGGCCUAGAAGUAGGAAUUGAAGGACCGUCCACUGAUAUCUAUGUAGAUGGAACAGACAUAAAAACCGAAGGCAUGGAUGGGAAGAUGAAAAGGCCUAAAUUCCAAAGGCCUAAGUUUGGAAUCUCAUUUUCUAAAGGAAAAACUCCAGACGCCGAGAUUAGUUUGCCAUCUGAAGGUGCAAAAGUUCCUCAGCUGAAAACGACUGCAGAUAUUGCGGAUAUUGCAGUAGAGGCUCCAACACUUGAAGGUGAAGGUGACGUAGCUGGUUCAGGAAAAACCGGUCCUGAAGGGAAAAUUAAAAUGCCCCAAAUUCCUAGAGCUGACAUGAAGAUUCCAGCAACAGACAUAAAAUUACCAUCAGUGGGUCUUUCUGUGGCACAGCCAGAGACAGAGGCUCAGGAUGUAGUUGCUGCAGCUAAAGAUGCUAAAUUUGAGGGAGAUAUAAAGGCUGGAACUAUAGAUGCAGAAGAAAAAGAAGGGCAUUUCAAAAUGCCAAAAUUCAAAUUGCCAUCAUUUAAUUGGUCACCUAAAAAGGAGGCAAGUCUUAAAACUACUGCAAAAGAACAUCUGGAAGAGCCUAAACUGACUAUCUUAUCAGAUGAUACAGAUGCAGAACUAACAGCAGUUCUGUCAGAAGAUCAAGAAGUCCACGUGGAGCUAGAUGCUGAAAUAUCUACCCAAAAAGGUCAGAUGAAAAGGCCUCAUUUUAAUAUGCCCAAAAUCUCCCUUCACAGGCCAAAGCUACCAAAAUCGCAGGUUAGCCUGCCAAAAGUGGGGGCAGAUAUUACUGAGGAAAGAGAUGGGGCUUUGGUACACAUACCUGAUAUAGAGAGCAGUUUUACCACACAGAAAGAAGAAGAAACUGAAAUACGCAUAAAAAUGCCAAAGGGCACAUCAAAAGUGGAAAUCAAAGCUCCCGAAGUAGAUACCGAUAUUAAAGUUGAUAUUAAGGAGGCCACCAUAGAUAGUUCAGUUGAACUGAAGGGUGCAGAAAUAGGAUCUGAAGGUGAAAUCAAUGUGGAUGGUGGAAGUAUGGAAACUGAUGUUACGGAGGGGACGAUUAGAAUUCUAAAACUCCAAAUGCCAAAGUUUGGAAUUUCAAUUCCAGAAGGAAAAUUGCCAGAGACUGGGGUCCCCUUACCCAAAAUGGAAACUGAAGUUUCUCACCUGCAAGCAACAACAGACUUUGAGAAGUGAAGCUCCAACCUUGGAAGUAAAAAACUAGGAGAACAUGAAGCAAAGUCUGGAGAGAUUCAUACUGAGGAGUCUCCAGGUUGGUUUAAAAUGCCAAAGUUUAGGAUGCCUUCAUUUGGCCGAUCAUCUUCAAAGGGGAAAAGAGGUGAUGCUGAAGGAGAUGGCAGUACAGGAAAAGCUCCUCUUGCUGAAGCAGAAAUAGAAGCUCCUGAAAUGGCAACCCAGUCUCCCCAUGUGGUUAGUGAAUUGUAUUCUGGACAGGACAUUUUAGAAGGGAAAGUCAUGUUUCCUGAAGAGGACAUUACAAAAGAUGGAGUUUCAAUACAGAAGGAAAAGGACUUCAGCACUGGCCUAUUGAUGGGGGAAGGCAGUUUAUCACAGUCCCCAGGAAAAGCUGGUGAUAGAAUAACUACAACAUAUGCUGAUGUAGUUAAACAUGGUGCUGAAGGACAGAUUGUACAGACACACCAAACUUCAUCCACUGCCCCUACAUCAGAAAUCAGUGUCCCAAAUGUGGAUGUUGACAUAACUGUGUCUGAGACACCUGCCACUGAAAUUACUGUGGCUGGAACAGAGAAAAAAGUUGAUGCUAUCACUACAGAGGCAAACGUCGCUGAGCAAAGUCCUGAUGCAAAGACUGAAAAGGAGAGCCAAAUAAAAUCACCCAAAAAAGAUACUCAAGGAAAAGAAAGCAUAUUCAAAAUGCCAAAGUUCAGUGUGCCUUCUUUUGGGUGGUCAACCACAAAAACCACCAAGAAAGCUGAUGAUGUUGCAUCUGACUUGCAAGAGCCUGAUGUUAGACCGCCAGAAGUUGGAAUGGAUGUUUCAGUCACCGAUGAAGACUUUGAAAUAAUAGAGUACCCAAUAGAAGGCUUUGAAAAAGAUGUGCCCGUGGAAGGAGAAGUGAAAGCAGAAGAGACAGACGGCUCAAGUAAAACAAAAUCAUCAAAAUUCAAGAUGCCAAAGUUUGGCAGUUUACGUACCAAAUCACGAAGUGCAGAAGUUGAUGCCGAUCCACCAAAGACAGAGGCUGAGGUGUCACUAGAUAAAACUGAAGGAGAGAUAUUCGGAAUCCAGCCUCAAAAAGCAGAAGAGUUUGUUGACAUGAAAAGUAGAAAACUCGACUUUGCGGGGAAACCAGGAGACACCACGGGCAAACAAGUUUUUGAAGAUUCAGAGCUAAGUUUCCAUAUUCGCAAGCUUAAAAUACCCAAGUUCACAUACAGCACAUCUGUAGCUGAAGGACAAGUGUUGACUUCAGAAGACACAACACACAUGAAAUGUGCUGCUACUGAUACGGAUGGUGAUGGUGCCCCUCAACAAGAAUUCAGAACCACAUUCCUCAGUGAGACGGUAGAAGACAUUGGUUGUAAUAUCCAGAAAUCAACAGUCAGAAUUACAACAUUGUCUGACAUCCAAAGAACACAAGUGGAAACUAAACUGCCAUCUACAGAUCCUUCUUUUGAGGAGACAACAACACUCACACAGAGGCCAGUGGAAUUCAACAUUAAGUUUCCUACAGAAAAAAUAGACACCAUGAACGGUAAAAUCCAAAAAUCAGUAGCUAAAAUUACAACACUGACGGAACCAGAUAUUCAGACAACACAACUUGAGUGUAAACUUCCAUCAACUGAGUCAUUUAUUCAAAGUUCAUCACUGCACAUUGAAGGACCAUACUUUGAAGGAAACGGAAAAAGGCUACAAGGUAAAUCUGCGUUUGACUCCUGCGAUUCUGAAAGUCAGGAAUCUUUCUCAACUCAGAUAGUGAGAGAAUCAGAGAUUCCUCCAUCAGAAGUUCAAACUGCCACCUAUGGGUUUUCUCUUUUGAAAGUGAAAAUUCAGGAAUCACUUGUGAGCUUGGAUGUGCCAGUCAAACUGUCUUCUACAGAAUAUACGAAUGAAAUGUUUGAGAGUAAAGAUCACCAACCUUCAGGUGAAAAGGAAGGAGAAACAACCAGCUUUGCUGAACUGAAAGUAUCAGACAAAGGCCAAGAACUUAUUGAAGAAGCAUCGUCCACUACUAAGCUGGCAAAGCUGAAAGCAUUUGCAGUUGAAGUACAAUCUUUUGAUGAGUUUGCAGACAGUUCGAUGAUGUCCGAAUCUGCUGUAGAAAUUACCGAAGAAACUGAAGUCGCAGGUGCUGAAGAAGAGUCUACAACAGAGCCAAAGGAAAAAUCUGAUAGUAAGAGAUCUUCUGGCAAGUUUAAAUUUUGGCUUCCAAGUAUUGGGUUUUCUUCCUCUGUUGAUGACACAGGCGCAGAUUCCAAACCUGAAGUUCAAAAACCAUUUCAAGAAGAGACACAAGUCGAUGUCCCAUCCACAUCAGACAGUGACACUGCCAAACAAACUGAAAAAGCUGGAUGGUUUAGAUUCCCUAAGUUAGGUUUUUCAUCUCCAACAAAAAAGGGUAGGGAAACUGAUAAAGUAGAAGAGACAGAUCCAAAAGAAGAAAAACCUCAGGAUGAGGAAAGCCCGACGGAAAAAUCAGAAACUUUUUUUGAUGCGCAAGAAUCCUUGCCACCUAAUGAGACAAUGGCAGAGAGUGAAGCCUCAGAGACCACAACCAUUGUUUCAUCUUCUGCGAGAACUGAAUUGAUACUGCUAGAGAAAGGGAAAGCCCCGCCCCAAAGCAUUCCUGAAGAGGCACAAAAAUAAGAUGGUUUCUUUUCCUUCAAAGUUCAAGCAUACAUAAAAAUGUGAUGCAACUCUUUUCUAGGCAGGGGAGAAUUAGGAAACUCGUUGCCUUCUUUCCAGCAAGAAAAUAAAACAUUGCAUUAAAAGGAUCGAAGAAAUGUUUUGUUUAAAAUUACAGUACUGUUUUCAAGCUCAUUGAAAUAUAGAAAAAUAGUUCCUAACAAAAACACUUGUUGCAUGGGAUCGUAAGGAAACAAAAAUAGACAAAGGAAGCUACUGACAAGAGACAUCCAUAGUUCUAGUGAAACCAACAAAGAACCUUUCUAUUAAUUUCCGCAAGUGUUCUUUCUUCAAACCUACUUAGAGGAAUAAAGACUGGACAAAAGUUUAAACAUAAUCAUUUGAGAAUCAAAUCACAGCAAUGAUUUUGUUCUAGAUUAUUUGCAGAGUAUUAGGAAGCUAGUGCUGGGAGAAUUAGGAGAUGUUUUCUUUUUUAGAUUUUAUUUUUUUAACUGUAUUUCUGCUGCUGUCUUAUGAAAAGUAUAUAUAAAUAUAUUUUCAUUAUCUUUGAGCAAUAGGCAUAUUUCAGGAUCGUUUUGAAACAUAGACCAAAUGGAAAUAAUACUGUAAAUGUUACAAAUGCUUAUUCUUCCCUUUCCAGUCACGAAGCAUCUUGCCAGUUUUCAAGACUAUCAGUUAAACUGAAGUAUCAACACCUAAAAGAAAUUGCAUAUCAGUCCUAAACAUUUUGCAGAACAGCAUAUCUAAGGGUUACUUCUGAAAUUUCUGUUUAAUGACAAAAAUCUUAGCACCAGUGUCUUAAGAUAUGUGUUAACGUGCCUUUUGAAGUUUUAUAUAUGUAUAAUAUCAGGACUAGCCAACAUCUGGUCACCUGGGUGAAAAGUAGCUGUAAGAAAAAUGUUGCUUGCCUUCAUGCUCGUCCUGUGGCAAGUUGGGUAAAUGUAUUUGCCACUGUACAGAAGAAGCAGUUUCAGCUAUGUCCCUGCAAAGAUAUUUUUUUUCCAAACCUUUGCACUGGGGUGUCAAAAGUUGAACCCGGUACAUGUUGCACACAGCCAGCUUCCUACCAACUGGAGGCCAACACACACACAAAAUUCCUGUGUAACUGUGUAACUGAUUGCGUGAGCAGAUCAUGUGUUUUAUGGUGGAUAGAGGAUGAAUACAAAGGACUGCUCACCUUACUAUUUGAAAACCUGCCACGGUGCAUACUUAAUUGGUGUCUGUUUUGUCCUGACCCACGCUUCCUCACAUUUCUAACCAGGUAGAGAAACGAGGCAGAAUUCCUCGUGCAAUUUUGCAAGACAAAACAAGCUUCUCCUGCUGUUCUUCCCUCAUUAUUGUGUGAUGGAGGAGAGCCAGCUCAAGACUUGCUACCUGAGGUGAAAGACAAGAUGCCCCCCCUUCUCCUAUUCCUGCUGACUGAACUUUACUUCAACACUGUCAGCAGGCAGAACAGUGCACCUGAGGGCAGCGGGCUCACCUAGGGGGGGACACAGGGCAAUAUUGUGGCACACACAGCUCUGUCCUCCAGCACCUUGCUGCUUGUCUCCACCACCUAGUAUCUGCCUGAGGCAAUCUCUCCACUCUGCCUAAUGGCAGAGCCAACCUUAGGGACCUUCCUGUACACAUUUAGGCUGCCCGUGUGAUUUAGAGCACCGGAUUCGCCAGUGUUCUAAAUUGUGCAAGGAAUGCAGAAGGAUCCUGGUGCUGAAGUAUUUUUCUAAACGUGGAGGACAAUGGUGCCAGUUGCUUUGUUGUUGUUUAGUCCUAGAAUCAUAGAAUCAUAGAAUCAUAGAAUCAUAGAGUUGGAAGAGACCACAAGGGCCAUCCAGUCCAACCCCCUGCCAAGCAGGAAACACCAUCAAAGCAUUCUUGACAUAUGCCUGUCAAGCCUCUGCUUAAAGACCUCCAAAGAAGGAGACUCCACCACACUCCUUGGCAGCAAAUUCCACUGCCGAACAGCUCUUACUGUCCGACUCUUCGUGACCCCAUGGACCAGAGCACGCCAGGCACUCCUGUCUUGCACUGCCUCUUGCAGUUUGGUCAAACUCAUGUUGGUAGCUUCAAGAACACUGUCCAACCAUCUCAUCCUCUGUCGUCCCCUUCUCUCUUUCCCAACAUCAGGGUCUUUUCCAGGGAGUCUUCUCUUCUCAUGAGGUGGCCAAAGUAUUGAAGAGGGCUUUAGUUGAUGUAAAAAUGCCUACAUCAUAAGUUAUGACUUGUCAACCGUAAUCUGUAUUCAUUUGUUGACACUCAUUCACCCCAGUGUGACUCGUUCACCCCAGUGUUGUUUUGUACCCUUCUGCUGAGCACUAAAGAGAAACUCCCCCACAGGCCAGGUACAGAUAUGUAGCCACAUGAUCACGAGUAGUCACUCUCCGUCCAAAGAAAUGUGUUGGGCAGACCAAAGCUGUCACAUUCAUUAAUCCAUCUAACCAUUCAAAAGCGGUAUUCGUUGACUUCAAUCUUAAGACAAGGGUCAUAAGAUCCAACUGUCUUGAUAAAGAGGACCUUCUGACCACAACAGUACCCCUACAGAAUGGGGGCUGAAGUGGGUUAAGUUUGUGUACUUCAGUGUGACUGGAUUGUAAACUGGCGUUCAAGUGACUUCAGAAACAAAACUUACUAGUCAGGAGUUUAGUGCUUGGAUAAGAGAUGGAAGGGAGUAUAUGUAAGUGGCUUUGACUUUCCUAAGGAUAUAGGUUGUAAAUAAUUAUUGUUUGCCUUUUGGAUUAUAUGAAUGCUUGCUACACGUAUGCAGCCAACAAGAUGGUACACACAUGCCUGUGAAACAUUGUGCUUAUGUACGGCAAUAAUGUUGAUUGUAUCCUGGCUAUGCUCCUCCUGAUACAGAAAUAAAAGUACAAGUACCAUUA